This is a messenger RNA of Salvia miltiorrhiza (redroot sage), 1659 nucleotides long. RefSeq lists its product as uncharacterized. The coding region runs from base 556 to 1509 and encodes 317 amino acids. NCBI's taxonomy places the organism in Eukaryota, Viridiplantae, Streptophyta, Magnoliopsida, Lamiales, Lamiaceae. Gene Ontology annotation, biological process: base-excision repair. The transcript has 5 exons. The record is from RefSeq and is a predicted model, not a curated record. Gene Ontology annotation, molecular function: DNA-3-methyladenine glycosylase activity.
UAAAUAUAAUACCCCCACACACACACUCAUUUCAAGCUUAAUUAAGGGGUUCAUAAUUAUUACAUAUGCAGCUUUUUCUCAAAUGUUAUUAAAGUAAGCUAAUCCAUAUUCAUCACAUAAUUUCUUGGUUUAAUUUAUUUAUGAUUAGUAUAAUGUUACACUUGAGCUGAUAAAUAAGAGAAUGAUCAUUCGCCUUAAUCUGACCAAUUCAUAUGCUCUGGCAUAUAAUAUUACUUGCAAUAAACACCAAACACACAAACUAUGCUAGACUUUGACAUUUGUUGUCAACCAAUGCAACAGGUGUUUAGUAACUUGAUUUGAUUUUUUUUUUAAAUUUAAUUCCAAGCUGAAGCAGAUUUUCAUAAUAGUUUCCAGAACAAGAAUCUUUGUUGAUAAUGGCUGAAAUUCAGGUGUCAUUUUCAGCCACUAUUUUACAAGCUUUUAUUUAGUCUGUUGCUUAAAAAUAAAGUAGCAAUUAAGAUAAAUCUGAGUUAAGAAAUCCACAUUAUUCCUACCAAACUCUCUGACAUCUCAAUUUAUAAACCUGAAGCUUAAAUGUGUGUUGAUUCAGACAUAUCAAAGUUGCAAACAUUUUUUAAUAUGUCUAAGCAGUAUGAGAAGAAACAAGGCAUGGAGAGGAGCAGGAGGGAGAAGGAGAAGGCGAUGACUAACAUAUUUUCGAGGAAUUUGAAGAGAAUAUACCCCAUCGGCCUGCAAAGGACUUGCUCCGCGCUUUCCCUAUCUUCGCUAUCUCUGUCUUUGUCUCAGAACUCAACUGAUUCCUCCUUGACAGACUCCUCCACCCCUAUUGAUCACAAAAUAUCAUCAGCCCUUCGUCUCAUCGCCCCUGCUCAACGCCGCCUGCCAAAAAUAGUGCAGCAGCCUGCUCUUCCCAUUGAGGAAGCUCCAAGGAGAUGCAACUGGAUUACUACAAACAGUGACAAAGUGUAUGUACAGUUCCACGACGAAUGUUGGGGAGUUCCAGUUUAUGAUGACAAUCAGUUGUUUGAGCUUCUUGCAAUGUGUGGAAUGCUUAUGGAUUUCAACUGGACCGAAAUCCUUAAAAGGAGAGAACUUCUGAGAGAAGCUUUUGGUGGCUUUGAUGCUAACAUUGUGUGCAAAAUGGGAGAAAAGGAGAUUAUUGAGAUAGCCUCCAACAAAGAGCUAAGCUUAGCAGAAUGCAGAGUUAGGUGCAUCGUGGACAACGCAAGAUGCAUAACCGGGGCAAGUGUUGUGAGAGAAUGUGGAUCUUUGAGCAGCUACAUGUGGGAAUAUGUGAGCUACAAACCAAUGAUGAACAGAUUCAAGUACCCAAAGAGUGUCCCAUUGAGGAGCCCCAAGGCGGAGAUGAUCAGCAAGGACUUGGUGAGACGAGGGUUCCGCCUCGUGGGGCCCGUUAUCGUCUACUCGUUCAUGCAGGCCGCCGGAAUGACCAUCGAUCAUCUCGUUGAUUGCUUCAGGCAUGGGGAGUGUGUGAGCCUUGCAGAGAGGCCAUGGAGGCAUGUCUGAUAAUUACUAAUUUAAUUAAUUGCACAAUUAAUUAUGUACUUAUUUAUUUUACCUGUGUUAUUGUUUGUAAGUUAUAUGUUUAUUAUGUAAUUAAGUAGCAUGUAAAGUUAUUUUCAUGUAAAUUAUACCAUGAGGAUUUAUUAUUGAACA